AUGGCUCGUCAUCUUGGCCGUUCGUUUGUCUUAACUUCCACCCUGUUCUCCUUCGCCCAUGCAGGACCAUGUCGUCCCUCGGCAAGCUCAGAAGUUAUAGCUCCAACCACCACCGCUACGACAACCACUGAGACGGUCGAUGUAACCAAGUCUUUUAGCACCACCUUUUCUGUUUCAUUCACUAUCGAGACAUCUCAAGCAGAGUCGAUUGCUACCACCGACACCGCUGUAGCCGUUGGCACCAGCAGCGAGAUGUCCAUUAUCACCGACAGUCAGAUACAGACUAUCACAACCACUACAACUUCUGAUGUGGUUUCGACUACCACGUUCGAGGCUUCCACAACAACUGCCGCACCAGUCCAGGGUUGUGUCAACAAUCUUAAGAAUCCCGCACCUGGAUAUGCCGUUUGUGGCACCAAGGGAAUUCCUAUGGUGCCAAGUGACGACUUUCUGUAUUUGGGAAAAGCUGCGGCUGGUACCAGACUCGAUUGUUACAAAUCGUGCGCGGGAAAUCCCAACUGCCUGUCUUUCACCGUCGAGGAGAAUGUAUCUUGUGAAUUGUAUGCAGGCUCAACUGGGGCCACUGGUAUACUAGACACGCCAUGGAAGUGGUAUGAGCUCGACUGCUUUUGCAAUACAGUCUAG
Messenger RNA from Fusarium poae, 645 nucleotides. RefSeq lists its product as uncharacterized. NCBI's taxonomy places the organism in Eukaryota, Fungi, Ascomycota, Sordariomycetes, Hypocreales, Nectriaceae. The record is from RefSeq and is a predicted model, not a curated record. The transcript has a single exon. Bases 1 to 645 code for a protein of 214 amino acids.